Pyricularia oryzae 70-15 is the source of this 2720-nucleotide messenger RNA. RefSeq lists its product as uncharacterized. The record is from RefSeq and is a predicted model, not a curated record. NCBI's taxonomy places the organism in Eukaryota, Fungi, Ascomycota, Sordariomycetes, Magnaporthales, Pyriculariaceae. The coding region runs from base 253 to 2313 and encodes 686 amino acids. The transcript has 3 exons.
CCCGAAAGCUAUAACCUUGGGCAAGGUACCAUGCCUUUAUUUCACCUCCUUCUCCAAAUAUCAACAGUCGGUUCGAUCUACGGACAAAUUUAUAGCUACUAAAGGUACUUUCGUUCUUCUUUCUCACUUUGUUUUUAAGCUGGACGGAGUGGGCCGUCAAGACAACAGCAUUCCAGUCCAGAAACACAACACUCGCUUCGUCCUUUCGGCCCCUCGCCGCUACCAGAGGGGUUUCUCAUCACAAUUGCAAGAAUGAACUCAGUUCAGCGACCUUUCCUCUAUGAUCAGGAAAAGUACGAUGAUGCACGUUUCCCUCCGACCACGUUCGAUCCCAAGGCCGUCACUCGUGCCAGUUGGGAGGUGAAACCACCGCGACCCAAGCAAGAAGGACCAUUAGUCAAGUUCAACCAGCAUCCUGAUGCUCAAGCCGUUCUCUCGCACCGGUCCAACAACAAGAGGAUUGGCGAACGAACAAAGAGAUGGAUCGUCCGCUUGAGAGUUGUGCAGCUCUGUCUGCGGGUUCCUGAGCUGAUUGGAGCAGUCGGUAUCCUUGCCAUGUUCAUUCUCUUGACAGAUGUCCCGGAGUUGACUUCUUGGAUCAUGCGCAUUUCUGCUGCCGGAAUCACUACCCACAACACAUACUCGAUAUAUCACCUCCAGCGACCUGCAGGAGAGCGUUCACCCGCCUCUUCUGCCGGCUACAUGGUCUUCUCGUCUCUUUUUGAUCUCACCGGUCUCGGACUGUUCACGUUUGGUGUUAUUGCCGUCAUCAAUGACAGUAUGCAUUGGGGAUCCCUGAUUCGCGGCCCUUCGCAAUUGCGCGAAUACUUCAUCAAGGCUGCCUACUACGCUCUGAUUGCUAGCGCCGGCCUUCACUUCGUCUCCUUCAUCAUCUCGGCCUGGCUUGCUUACCAGUUCCGUCAGAUCACACACCUGCCACCCGAUAUGAAUCCUCUCGAGUCUCAUUUGACUGCGCGUCGCGUCCAGGCCGGCCGCCGUCGCAAGGACCACAAGCGCAACAAGUCCUCGGUUGCGACUACGUCCACUAGUUUCACGGUGGGCAGCACAAGUCGCCUUUCUACCCCCAUCGAGUCCCACCACCGCUCUGGUGCGCCCUAUAAAGAUGUUUCGGUUCAACCACCGUCUGUCCCCUUUUCCCACACCAGGCGUGGUAGCGAUGUCAGCGUGUACUCCAAGAGGGACUCACGUAUCGACCUUCCGAGCCAUAUGUACCAGACAUACUCCCACAGCGCUCCGAGAGAUAGCAUCAGCAAUGCGCAAUCACACGCCACGGCCCAGAACCUGCAAGGACCAGUCCGCCCUAUGUCGGUUGCUUCCAUGUCCACAUCACCCCCAUCAUAUCACCCUACUCAGCCGCAAACACAGUCUCGCGGCUUGUACUCAGGAGUUCCACUUGAUGAGCAAUCAGGAGCCCCAGGAUCCCGCGGCAGCAGCAGUGGCAGCAGCCAGGGCCGUCAGCCCAAGUUCACCGAGUCCUGGAUGCCGACCAAGUCCCUUAUCCACCGCACGCAGCAACGCCAGCAGAUGGCCAUCAACAACCUCGUUCUUAGCGCUGCCAUGGGAGAUCGUCCUUAUUCAGUGAUCAGCCAGCGUCGUGAUCUCGGUCAUGACGACGGCGUUUCGGACGAGUCCGACGACGAGAAUGAGAUUGUUGCCAAUGGUGGACUCUAUGACGACGCUUCCCGGUACCGCCGGAACAUUGCGCCCGAUGCUGACGAGUCCGAUCUCGGUAGCAGCGCCCCGCCACCAGUCCCCUCACACCGACACACUGUUUAUCUAGACAAUCAUCAUCCUCUUCGCCUGAACCCUUCGACGCCCCCACGGCCCCAGACCCCAUUCGAAUACCGCCCAGGCACUGCCGUAUCUGAUAUGACCACCGACCCCCAUGCCUCCAACCACAGCCAGGACAUUGCAGACUUGACCCCCUCCGCUGAGGUGAUCGACACUCCGCCAAAGGCUUCCCGUCGCAAGUCGUUUGGUCGCGAAAUCAGCAAGCGCAUGACCUGGGCCGGCCGGCAGAGAGACAGCUCCAUUCAGCCAGAGUCUGGCUUUUACUCCAAGCCCUAUGGUGACCUCCGCUCUCGCACGCCGCCCGAGAUGGUGACGACCGUCAACAUCAAGGUCGCUGGAACAGGCGAAGGCCGCACCCACACGGAAUCCCCUCGCCAAGUGUCGACUGGCAACGACUAUUACGACAUGGGCAACGGCGUCGGCAACAUUUAUGCUAGGCGGAACGUCAGCGGCAAGAUGGCUGAGGAAGGCCGUGCCGGUGGAGCCAGGAACUUUUUCUGAACCAGGCUUCAUUGAUUUCUUCGGUUGGAGGUUACGCAGGCUUUCUGGUUUUAUGGAAAAAGGCGUUUAAGGGGAAUUUGACUGAACUUGGGUUUUUUGUUUUACUUGGCGUUAAAAACAGGGUUAAUUUGGAAGGGGAACUUAGUUGACCGGCUUGUAUCUGAUGUUGGAAGAGUUUGGAGGCACUGUCGCUUCGGAAAAGCGACGCUUACAUGUUGGACCCUGUGGGACAUUCUUUUUUUUUUUUUUUUGAGGGGGGGCGUUUUGUGUUUGGAUUAACGUGGGAGGUUCCUGAUUUGUUGGCUUUAGUAACGACGCCAUUUUGCUCCGCGAAUCCAUGUAAUGAUAGGAUAGGUAGAUUUUACGUAGCUAUAUCAACCAUGCAUAAGGCAUAACAUUGUGUGUCC